AUGAACUCUUCAACAGCCGAACAUGCUGGACUACGCUCCAACUCCAUCACAUCGACAGAGAGCAAGCAUUCGCCAUUGCGUAAACUGGACAUGUGCUCUCGUUCAGAAUUGUGCGAAAUGCGAGAUAGAAACGAACAAUUGCUCAACGAUCGGUCCGUAGUCAAUACGUUACCUGACAAAGGUGACCGACUUCGACAAACAAACGCCCAUAUUGAUGAAUUACUGAUGGAAAAAAAUGACGACGAAAUUCUAUCGGAAAAUCAUAACUCUCAGUUGACGAGGCAACUACAAGAUAUGAGUAUCUUGACCCCCCGGCAAAAUGCCAGAAAGCGUUCAGUGGAUCUGGCAAACGCACAAGCACGAUCGAAUGAUUAUGUCUCUGACAGUCUCUUACGUCGAUCAUCCAGACUGCACAACUCACCACCUACAGCCGCAGUAUUCAUGAAUUCUUCACCGCCUGAAAAGGCCAAAGUCCGCAUGAUGACAUUAGCUGAAGCGAUAGAUUUGGAAAAGCAGCAGAAUCACCAUUUACAGAGAGACGAUGCACCAAGAAAUACCCGACGAGCACCUCGUAGUCUCGCCCAGUCAUUAAGUUCAACGAUGACCGAGAUGCAGUUGGAUCCUGAAAGCCAUCCGUUAGAACGACAAGACGACGAAGAAUAUCUUAGCGACGAUAUAGAGGAGAUGCGAGUGUCCAAUUCUUUCUUUGAUGAUGAAUUUGACAAUGAUCCUGAAGUGACCCAAGCCUAUCUGUAG
Molecule: messenger RNA, 756 nt
Organism: Radiomyces spectabilis
Lineage: Eukaryota; Fungi; Mucoromycota; Mucoromycetes; Mucorales; Radiomycetaceae
Exons: 5
Coding region: 1-756 (251 amino acids)
Source: RefSeq, a predicted model, not a curated record